This is a messenger RNA of Purpureocillium lilacinum, 642 nucleotides long. The record is from RefSeq and is a predicted model, not a curated record. NCBI's taxonomy places the organism in Eukaryota, Fungi, Ascomycota, Sordariomycetes, Hypocreales, Ophiocordycipitaceae.
AUGGUGUGUGGUGUCACUAGCACGGAAAACUUUGUGCCCUCGAUGUCACGUGUGUAUUUAGGGCAAUCGCUUGUUGGCUGGGGGUCGCGGCUGGGCUUGUGCGUGGCUGGUGCGACCUGUCUGUGCACAGCCAUAUGUGGCUGGUGCAUGGCCCCGCCGUGCCGAUGCGGCCGGGUCGAGGCAGAGGCAGACGAGAGAGGUCCAAUCCCCACUUUGAUUGAAGAGGAAAGACGCGGCGGCAACCCAAUCCUUCCAGAACACGCCUGCAUUCAGCAAUUCUUACACGCAGCUUCGUCGAUCGCUCGCAGCGAGUGCACAGAGUGCCGGGACGACAUUUUUGCAAGCGCCCGAGUCGUUGUCAUUGGCGGGAAGAAUCGCAGAAGAGAAAUGAAUGCGCACUGCCAGGAGGCCCGGCGAUGUCGGAGCGCCGAAACAUUGUCCGGGCGGAAGGCGGGCGUCGGUCUUGAUAAGGGCGCCUGGGAUCGCAGCACCAGCGUACGAAUUACACGCUCGAUUUCCAAUACACCACCAGGGCGGACCACCAAGGCGGGCCCUGCUAAGCGUGCAACGGCCCGUCGCCCUGAUGAUAGGUGCGAGCUGUUUAUCCGCAACGGUGUGACGGCCGUCAAGUCAACCGUGUAA